Messenger RNA from Paramecium octaurelia, 1620 nucleotides. NCBI's taxonomy places the organism in Eukaryota, Ciliophora, Oligohymenophorea, Peniculida, Parameciidae. The record is from the annotation of a GenBank genome assembly.
AUGAAUUAUAAUUAUCCAAAUAUUCGCAUACUUAUGGUUGGUGUAGGUGGUAUUGGAUGUGAGAUUCUGAAAAUUGUCAGCAAAUUCACUUUCCAAGAAUUUCACAUAAUAGACAUGGACACCAUAGAAGUCAGCAAUCUUAAUCGAUAAUUCUUGUUCAGAUUGGAGCAUAGAGGUUAAUCAAAGUCUCUGGUUGCAGCAGAGACCAUGAAGAAGAUGGCACCAUAAUUAAAUAUUAUUGCUCACUUUGCUGCCAUCAACUCUCCAGGGUACACUAUGGAUUUCUUUCGAUAAUUUGAUGCUGUGAUCAUGGCAUUGGAUAAUGCAGAAACUAGAUCUUAUGUGAAUAAAGUGUGUCAGGCCUUGGGAAUAUUCAUAGUAGAUGCUGGCUCCAUGGGAUUUAAGGGCUAGGCCAAUGCUUAUUAUCAAGGAACAGUGUGUUAUGAUUGUUAUCCAAUUGCCACUACUUAGAAGCAAUACCCAGCAUGCACCAUUCGAUCAUAACCUAGUAAUUGUACUCAUUGUGUAAUUUGGGCUAAAUACCUAUUUACCUAACUAUUUUCAGGGGAGGUUGGAAUUUUGGAGGUCGAGGGAUUUGAUAAGAGUUAGCCAAAUUCAGUUUUCAAUAAAUUCUUUAAAGGAGAAGAAAUGCCUAAUUCUAUUGACAUAGUGGAGCAUGAACUUAUUAAGAAGUACCAUUUUGCAGAAAGGAAGGAGUCUCUUGAAGAAUUGCAAGGCAUGUGGUUUUACGCAUAUGAUGAACUCAAUCACUUGGGAUAAUUAUAAUACGAUAAAGAUGAUGACCUUCAUGUCUUGUUCAUUUAUGCGAGCACUGCUUUGAGAUGUAGGAAUUUCAAGAUCGAACAAUAUGACUACCAAUAGAUUAAAUCUAUAAGUGGAAAUAUCAUUCAUGCCAUUGCCUCUACAAACUCUAUUGUUGCAGCCCUAGAAAUACAGAGAUUGCUGAGUUUCAUUGAAAAUCAUGAUAAGGUCAAGUAUUAUCAAGAUCUAAAUGCUGCUUCCUAUGUUUAAACGGGGAAAAAAGAAAGAAUUCUGACUCUUAAAGCUGCCAGUCCUAAUCCCUUAUGUAAUUCUUGCUUCCAUAAUCAAAUAUACUCUAAGGUUGAUUUCUAAGUUGUAAAAGUAGUGGAUUUAGUAAAUUCACUUAAGAAUUAUCUGAAUUCUGAGAUCAAUAUCGUUUCUCUUUCUCGUAUCAUAUGGGAUGAUGAAGAUGAGGACGAUAACUCAGCCAUCAGAGACAAAAAAUUAACUGAAUUGUUUAAAUUAGAACUAGAUAAUAGACUGAUAAUUAAAUCCAUCGAGGAAAAGUUCUUAGCUGUAUUAUGGUUGUAACAUAUGGCUGGUUAAACUGAAAUCUAGUUUGCUUCCACAAAAAUAUCAGAUAAAAUACUCAGGUUUAAGAAUCCUUUGUAGCAUAAAAAAAAGGAGAGAGUUAGAACAUAGACAGAAAUUAAGGAGUUAAAAGAAACAGAGAUUAUGCCCAUUAAAAACGCAGAGAAAUUUUAAACAGCAGCUUAGAAGUCAACUGAAAUCCUUAUAGACGAAGAACCAAACGAACAAGCAGGACAAAGCAAAAAGGUUGAAUUAGUAAUUGAUUGA